AUGUAUCACAAGUGCCCCGUCCAUCAAAUGGAUGUUGCAAAUGCCUUCUUACAUGGUGACUUACAUGAGACAUUCUACAUGUCUCAACCUCGUGGAUUCAAAGAUAGCCUACAUCCCAACCAUGUCUGCCUUCUCAAAAAGGCUAUAAACGGCCUAAAGCAAGCCCCAAGGCAAUGGUUCAAUACAUUUUCUGCAUACCUUCUCUCGCUCGGCUUCAAUCACAGCCAGUCCGAUCACUCACUCAUAAUUCUCUCCACAACCCAUCUUCAAAUUUAUCUAGUCAUCUAUGUUGAUGACAUCUUAGUAUCUGGUACUGACGACACAGCAGUCCAGAGCUUCAUUGAUCAAAUCAGCAGCAAGUUUACCAUGAAAUUCCUAGGCUAUGCUCAUAUAUACAUUUCUUGGUAUUCAAUCCAAACCUACAGCAAUCACUACUUUCUCUCCCAAACUCCAUAUGCCCUCUCCAUUCUUUAUCAAGCUGGCCUCCAGCAAUGCAAACCUCUAUCAAAUCCCAGCAAUACAAAACCAGCUACAAUUCCUUUCUUCGAUCCUAUCAUUCAUAACCCUCUAAUCUACAAACAGCUCACCAGGUCCCUUCAAUACCUCACUAUCACUCGACCUGAUAUUGCCUAUGCGGUUAAUGUCCUAUGCCAACAUAUGCAUGCUCCUCAACCGACACACUUUCAUCUCCUCAAAAGGUUGUUUCAGUAUAUUCAAGGCACACCACAUUUUGGAUUACCCAUAGUUGCUGACUCCCUCCAGCUCCGAUCUUUCUUUGACGUUGACUGGGCAAGUGAUAUCAUCACUCGACGAUCGACGACUGGCUACUGUUCCUUCCUGGGUUCCACUCUCAUUUCAUGGAGCGUCAAGAAGCAGCAUAUCGUGGCUUGUUCCUCCACGGAGGCUGAAUACCGAGCAAUUGCAGUAGCUACAGCAGACAUUCUUUGGCUGUGCAGAUUGCUAACAGAGUUCAAUGUAUCUCCAUCUGCCUCAACUAUAUUUCACUGUGAUAACAUGUUGGCAAUUGCGCUAGCCAACAAUACGAUAUUUCAUGCCUGGACCAAACACAUAGAAAUUGAUCACCACUUCCUUAGAGAUCACAUUCAAGCAAAACAUGUCCGAGCAAGGCAGCAGGAUUGGUGGUUGAUCGAGACUGUCGAUGAAUCCUUUCACUAUGGAUGCCUGGGGCGUCACAACAUUUCUGGUGGCAUUCCAGCAAAAAAAUAUGGGAAACCGAGUCUUUUCAGUAAGCAAAUUGCGGUGUUUUCUCCGCCGGUAUCUCAGGCGGAAAAUGUAUAUAAUGCCAGAAAUACCGGCGGAUAA
Molecule: messenger RNA, 1323 nt
Organism: Dendrobium catenatum
Lineage: Eukaryota; Viridiplantae; Streptophyta; Magnoliopsida; Asparagales; Orchidaceae
Exons: 2
Coding region: 1-1323 (440 amino acids)
Source: RefSeq, a predicted model, not a curated record